CUUGAUGGGGAAACAAAACAAAGCUCAAAGAAGGUGGAUGACGGUGGACUGUCCUCUAAUCUGGCCUAUGGCUUGCCUGUGAAAGAGGAGGAGAUUCAAAGAAGUGUCCUACAACCUGGGGAGCAUAGAGUUUCGGCGUGUUCAACAAGUACAGCACUUGACAUCAGAGAUCCGGUGACAGUCACAGUAAAAACUAGCAAACAAAAGCACCAUGUGACUCUUGAUAGAAGCUCUACGGGGACAGGCUUGUUGGCAGAUAUUUCAAGAACCGUGUGUAUUCCAGUCCAGCAGAUGAAGUUGAUCCACAGGGGUAAAAUUAUGAAUACAGAAAACAUACGAGAUACCCUCAAGGAAAAAGCGGUCUUUCAAGCCAUUGGAGAAGUUGCAGAAAAUGAGGAAGGGCUAAGUGGCAAGGACAUCACCUGUGUGAUGAGCCAGAUUAAAGUGGACCGCAACACGGCCAUCAAAGCUUUGAGACAAAAGGGAAAUGCCAUUGAUGCUAUUUUGUAUCUUGGUAACAGAUAAGCCAGAAGAAUUUUUAUGAUAAACUUUAAUAGUUUGCAAUAAGGGGUCCAUUUCAUGUGUAGUUACUGCCAAGUUAACUUUGCCUUUAUGGCAACUCCCAUGACAACAGGGCUCAACAGCCAAUCACAAUCAAUUUUUUCAUGGUAGAAUAUAAUGGCAAAGUUAAUAUACAUGAUGGAGUGGAAACUUUUUUUGUAUUAAAUGGACCCAUGAUGUAAUUAAUUAUUGCCUUUAG
Molecule: messenger RNA, 760 nt
Organism: Lytechinus variegatus (green sea urchin)
Lineage: Eukaryota; Metazoa; Echinodermata; Echinoidea; Temnopleuroida; Toxopneustidae
Exons: 1
Molecular function (GO): protein binding
Source: RefSeq, a predicted model, not a curated record